AUGUCUGAUCUCGUAGUUCACACAGUCGUAGCUCGAUACCAGACCACGGCCGAAUGCAUGCAUCCUUCCCCACCACCUGAUGUUUCGGAUUCUUACUGCAAGAUUGAGGAAGGAUUCCCGAAGAGUCGAGGUGAAGAUUGGUGUUCGUCAUCCAACAAACGUAUUAUGUUGCCUUGGUUAUAUGAGAAUGCGGCAGGAAAUGGUCCUGAAAUGAAGCAGCAACAAGGAGGACCUGAUCAAUACCAACGACCAAGAGAGCGCUACUACAAUGAUUACUACGAGAAAUACGAAGAAACGUCGGAUUCAAGAUAUUACCAAAACGAUCACGGAAGUAGGAGAGGCGAAGCUCCAAAUCCGCGCGACCGUAGAAGGCAAGAUUCGCCUGGCCGUCCUCGAAACAGAAGUCGAUCACGAAGCCGCGAAAGACGCUAUACAAGAGGUCGCAGCCGAUCUCGUACCCGUUCGCCAAUCCGCAGGCGUCGUUCUCGCUCCAGAAGCAGAGAAAGAGAUUCGUAUUCGGUGGUACCUGUGAAUAAAUUGGCCCUGCUAAACAUGCCCAGCAAUGUCGAUAGGAACGCCAUUGCACUGGUUCUUGCCGCUUCCGGUUACCUUCCGCAGGAUAUUCGCGUCAUUAAUCGACGAGGUGGCUCGCGUUCGUUCGGUUUUAUCGACUUUGCCGAUGUGAAGACGGCCACCAAGUGGAUGGACGAGAACCAGGGUUGGCUGACCCUCUCGGAUGGCCGUCGGGUACAAGUCGAAUACGCGAAGAGCGAUCCGGCAAGUGGUGGUCGACGUACUGAUCAUGACUGGACAUGUGCUAAUUGUUCUGUGCAGAACUUCUUCAAGCGUGAUGCUUGUUUCAAAUGUGAUACCGAUAAAAGGGCAUCAAUGGACCUUGAACGACAGGGUUUGCAUAUGGUUGGAGUGGUACCUUGUGACACAUUAUUGGUUCGAGCUCUACCGGAAGGGUGCACCACGGCAACGUUGUUUGAGGGGCUUAGUCAGUAUACUGCUUUGACAUCGAUUGUGCAGCUGCAGAUAUCGGAUUCAAAGCAGUAUGCCUACAUUCAAAUGAAGAGUAGCGAUGAAGCUACACUUCUGUUGAAUUCAUCCUACAAGGCACCGAUAAAGAUUGGAGGGAAAGAUGUGGUGACUACGUUCUGCCGCCAUUCCAUGACGCAUCUUAUAAGGCAGCAGAUUUCUAUGCUCCAGCAUCGUAAUCCGGUGCCAAUUCAACAAAAUGCACCUGGUCUGAAUCCGAACGCUCAUGGUGCUGAAGUGGCACAAGCAGCUAUGGCAGCGCUACGGCAAUCGCAAGGACAUGUAGUGCCUCCGAAUGUCGCGGUACCUCCACAACACAUGAUUUUAAUGCAACAGCAGCAGCAACAACAACAACAACAAGGGCAACAACCAAUUAUAGCAGCGGCGCAACAACAGCCAGUUGGUUACACUAUGCAACCAAUCAAUCAACAAGCAGCACCUGGUACUCAACAGCCAGCGUAUGCCGUAGUGAAUCCAACACCUGUGAACGGGAUUAUAGGCUUGUCACCGACACCCAGAGGAGUGUUUUCAAAAUAUGUUACACCAAAUCUAGCAACUUUCACUUACGAUCAAAGUACCGGCUACUACCUUGAUCCAGAAACGAAGUUCUUUUACGACCAAAAAACUGGAUACUACUUCAAUAAUGACACAAGGAAGUGGUGCACAUGGGAUGCGACCUACAGUACGUAUUUCCCUGUCGAGGAUACGAGUCAGAAUCAAGCAACUACCUCAGCGAACAAUACAAAUACAACUGAAACACAAGCAACUACUACAGAAGCGAAGUCUGAAGAAAAAACUGAGGAGCCGAAGAAAAGCGCCAACGACAUUGCAAAGGAAAUGCUAAAAUGGGCAAAGAAGCAAGAGAAAGCCAGCAAGGUGCAGAUGUCUUUGAAACCACUGGUGAAACCUCUGGAAACUAAAAGCGCCUUCGAUUCUGUCGCUAGUGGAAGUGGUGCUAACGUUGCACAUAAGAUGCUGGAAAAGAGCCAGCAUAGCUUGUCUAAUGUCAGUGAUUCUGACGAAGAAGAAGAAGGAUCUGGGGAUGAGAAGAAAAGGAAUUCUGAAGGACCAGUUCCAGAACCACCAGUGCCGCCUCGACGUCACGUCCCCACUGCUCAGGAACACCGAGAAAUGAUGGAAAGGACGUUAGUAGAUGAGGCUAAGAAAAUGUGCUUGUUGUGUAAGAGAGCAUUCCCAAGCGUAGAUGUGUUGCGGAAACAUGUUGAGAAAAGCGAUCUGCAUAGAAAAAAUUUGGAAGAGAAGAGAGUAGAAUGGGGGAGGCAAUACGUAACAACAAUGAUGGAAGGCCAAAACGAAGAAGCGUCGACUCAAUUGCCGCCACAACCGGAGCAGAAAAUUGUCUAUAGAGAUAGAGCCAAGGAGAGAAGAGAAGCAUUUGGUUUGGAUCCGGGAGUGUCUGAUUUCUCCCGUGGAAAAGAAUUCGGCGGUUGGAAUGAAGAUGUGCUUAGAAAGGAAUCGGAAGCUGCGUCUAUGCGACCGCUUGGGGACGAUAAUAUAGGCAGUAGGUUACUGAAGGGAAUGGGCUGGAGGGAAGGACAGGGUGUUGGACGAAAUGGACAAGGCAUUGUAAACCCUAUUGAACCGACCCGGCGGGUUGAAGGAGCAGGUCUGGGUGCAGCUGGCUCAAGGAUUUUGCAUGGUGCUGAAGCGACGCAUCAGGAACGAGUGCGAGCAACCUUCUACAGCAGAUACAAAGACAUGGAAUGA
Necator americanus (New World hookworm) is the source of this 2769-nucleotide messenger RNA. RefSeq lists its product as uncharacterized. The record is from RefSeq and is a predicted model, not a curated record. Gene Ontology annotation, biological process: mRNA splicing, via spliceosome. Gene Ontology annotation, molecular function: RNA binding. Bases 1 to 2769 code for a protein of 922 amino acids. NCBI's taxonomy places the organism in Eukaryota, Metazoa, Nematoda, Chromadorea, Rhabditida, Ancylostomatidae. The transcript has 23 exons. Gene Ontology annotation, cellular component: nucleus.